AAAAUUCUGCCUGCAUUCUGAGUGCAUUCCAAAUAAUCUGGUCCAUUCUUGUGGCCUGAGUCCUAAUGUUUUUGCUCAUGUUCAAAACUUUUGAGGUGCAUUCGUAGUGGAGAAAUACCGGACGGCAUUCGGAGUGUAUUAUAUAACUGCAUUCUGACUACAUUCUAAAUAGUCUUACAGCAUUCUGACAGCAUUCGAAAUAUUUUCAUCGCAUUCGAAGGAGAAUCCAAAUGAGGAUGUCCAUGGCCGGUACCAAUGUAUGAUGUGACUGAAGCUAGCUCUACUUCCUGUCUCAUUCAUCCGUCGUUACAUCUCACCGACCGGCCUGAUGCGAGCAAAACCGAAAAAUGUUCUCAUUCUUAUUGGAAUUGUGUGUGCUCUCCCCCUGACCUGGCUUUCACUGUUCGCAAAGCAAGAUGGUAAUUAUGAACAGCUUUUGGAACAAAGAUUCUCGGAGCUUCGUGAUAAGCUUCAAUCUGCAGAGUUACUGAACAGGCAGCGCGAAAAUGACUUGCACAUGGUACGAAGUCAGUUUACCCAUCUCCUGCAAACACUGGUCCACAGCAAUGUAACCAACAGGACCUCGGCUGACCUCGUCAUGGGCCUGCCAAUGUCCAGUCUACAGAACAUCAGUGACCUCUACUCCCAGGGGUCACUCCACCUGCCAAGCCUCUUUACUUACCUCCCUCACCUCAUCGGCAAGCCAGAGAGUCUCAAGCCACAGUACCAGGUCACCAACAGCAGAUAUGGAACAUCUAUCGUGUUUGGUAUCCCCACUAUUAAGAGAGACAAAGUUAGCUACCUGACAGCGACCGUGAAAUCUCUCAUCAGCGGUAUGUCUCCCAAGGAACGCGACGACUGCUUGAUUGUCAUCUUUGUAGCGGAGCCCUGGAACAUGGAAUAUGUGGAAGAAGUUGGUAAAGUCAUACAGGCCGAGUUUGGUCAGCAUGUAGACAGUGGUUUAGUGGAGAUUAUCGCCCCGUCCCCAGAGUUCUACCCCAACCUGGACAACCUACCACAGACGUAUGGGGACACCAAGGAUCGGGUUAAAUGGCGAACCAAACAGAACCUGGAUUUCUCCUUCCUGAUGUUAUACGCUCGGAGUAGAGGCGUCUACUAUGUACAGCUUGAAGAUGAUGUCAUUGCAAAACCAGGGUAUUUCUCCAUCAUGAAAAAGUUCGCAGAACAACAACACACUGAGGAAUGGAUGCUGUUGGAGUUCUCUGCCCUUGGAUUCAUUGGCAAGAUGUUCAAGUCGGUAGAUCUGCCACUGGUGGUGGAAUUUUUCCUCAUGUUCCACAGAGACAAGCCCAUUGAUUGGCUGCUUGACUACCUCCUGUCCGUCAAAGUUUGUAACCCGGAAAAGGACCCGCGACACUGUACCAGAAUGAAGGCCACAGUGAGGAGGCGAUACAAACCAUCACUGUUUCAACAUGUGGGGAUGAAAUCUUCACUCAAGGGCAAAGUUCAGAAGUUAAAGGACAAAGAUUUCGGUAAGCAGAUGCUCCACCGAGCCCACGCUAACCCCAGUGCUGAACUGUCAGCGAGUCUGAAAAUGUACCAGAAAUACUCCUUCCAGAAGGCCUACAUCGGCCAGGACAUCUUCUGGGCCACCGAGCCGAAGAAGGGAGACCACAUCAACAUUAAACUCAAACAGCCUGCAGAACUUGAUGGUGUGUUGUUUAGAAGUGGAAAUCCUGCACACCUGUCUGACAUAUUCUAUAACACGAGUGUGGAGAUUACCCCGGAAGACCCGGAUAACGAGAACAUUUUGUUGCGACAGGGAUUUUUUAAAACGACUGACGGGUACUUCAUCAUCGGCUGGUUUGACGAGGACGGCCUUGCUGAUUGCCCCCUUCCCGCAGGCAUUGGAAAAGUCGUGAAUAUCAGACUUAAUGUCCAUGCCAAUAGUAAAAACUGGAUAAUUCUCAGCGAGGUUCAUAUAAAAAUAAUGGAACCUGGGAGCUGACAGAAUUCUCGAGAUAGGACCAUAUAUACUAUGUAGUGCUCCACAAGUUUGUGUGGCAGUCCCGUGCGUGUGGUUGUCGGGACGGUUGAACUAGAGGGGAUGGUCCCUGGUGCUGAAAGGGUCUAUCUG
This is a messenger RNA of Mizuhopecten yessoensis (Yesso scallop), 2098 nucleotides long. RefSeq names its product alpha-1,3-mannosyl-glycoprotein 4-beta-N-acetylglucosaminyltransferase B-like. NCBI's taxonomy places the organism in Eukaryota, Metazoa, Mollusca, Bivalvia, Pectinida, Pectinidae. The transcript has 14 exons. Bases 329 to 1969 code for a protein of 546 amino acids. Gene Ontology annotation, cellular component: endoplasmic reticulum-Golgi intermediate compartment; endoplasmic reticulum; Golgi stack. Gene Ontology annotation, biological process: protein N-linked glycosylation. Gene Ontology annotation, molecular function: acetylglucosaminyltransferase activity. The record is from RefSeq and is a predicted model, not a curated record.